This is a messenger RNA of Aspergillus pseudotamarii, 1578 nucleotides long. RefSeq names its product Zn(II)2Cys6 transcription factor. Lineage: Eukaryota; Fungi; Ascomycota; Eurotiomycetes; Eurotiales; Aspergillaceae. The record is from RefSeq and is a predicted model, not a curated record. Gene Ontology annotation, biological process: regulation of DNA-templated transcription. Gene Ontology annotation, molecular function: zinc ion binding; DNA-binding transcription factor activity, RNA polymerase II-specific. The transcript has 4 exons. Bases 1 to 1578 code for a protein of 525 amino acids.
AUGGGCGGCAUACCGUUUAAGUCCACCGGGUGCAAUACAUGCCGGCGCCGAAAGGUUAAGUGCGAUGAACUCAAACCGGAAUGCCUCCGGUGCCUCAAGAACGGCCAUAUCUGCACCGGUUAUGAGCGGUCAAGAGUUUUCAUACACAAAUCCCCCAAUGCAAUGGAGGAUGGUGCGCAAAAGUUCACCCGGCGUCCAAAAGCUCUCCUGAAUGGUCCUAGAACUCACCAAGUAGACCAGGUGGGGCCCGAAAUUCAGUUCAAUACAAAUGUGGAGGUCCGAUCUCAACUGUUCCAGUCCUUCAUAGACAGAUACCUGCCCCAGUCAAAAUAUAUAUGCGACAGGACGGGGAAGAAUAUUCUUCAAACUCUUCCAGACCUCUCUGGGAGUAGCUUGCUCCUAGACAAAGCGGUCAUCGCUCUCUCCACGGCAUUUUUGGCAAAACAAAAUCAAGAUAGACAUUUACUGCAGAACAGCACCAAAAUCUACGGGAAUGCCAUUCAGAUGCUAAAUGGUAAGAUAAGCUCCGGGAGAACUUUCGGAAAAGAUGUCUGGUAUACCACGAUAAUCUUUCAAAUAUAUGAAUUAAUCAAUUGCUCUCCACCGGGGUUUGGGGCGUGGAUUGCCCAUGUCCAAGGCAGUAGUGCGGUCAUCAACCAGUGCUCUGGACAGGAUGACGAAACCGCUACCUCAAGGCUCUUUCUUCGUCAACUCAAGUUCGUCACUUUGUGCGAUGCAAUUGGAAAACGCAAAGCGCCCGAUUUCUACGACGCUUCGGCUUGGCAGGGUAGCUCGUUGCAAGACUCAGAUGGUCCUGAGCCCAUCGAUGAGCUUAUUGAUCGGUUGGCGGACUGUUGUGCUUUGAUGGAACAAGUUGACAGCUUUCUCGAGGACCCGGUUGGUGGCCACGACCAGUUUCAAAGUACUGGGCGAGAUUUGUUAUUCUCUUGUUUCUCUUUAGAGGAGAAGCUCCAUCGAAUCUGUUGCAUGAUGCAGAAGGAACUCGGAAAACCUUCGGUAUCACCUGCUAAUAUGACUUGUCGAAAUGAUUUUAGAAGCUCUCUCUACACCCACUUAUUGCCCAAACCCUUUCAGUUCCCGUCUCUCACGUGUGCAGAGGCUCAUCUAAUAUACUGGACUGCAUUAGUACUGCUCUAUCCUCUGAUAGACCAGUUACUUGAGGUUCUCCAACUUUCGGCGGACCAUGACUCUCUUGAUAGCUGCUACUCAUUUUCUGGCGAGCACGUAAACUCUGGAGUCACGCUGAAUCUGGAAAGUAUAGCUGAUUUCACUAAUCUUGCCGAGCACUAUGCUGACCAGGUCUGUCGCUCUGUUAUUUAUUGUUUACAACCAGAUUUGAAAACUUUGGGCGCCCAGGUACUGCUUGCUCCCUUGAGUCAGAGCGCACAGUUCUACAGCGUACAUGAAUUGGCUGGAAAAUACCGGUGGUGCCAGGGAGUGUUUGUGCUUCUGCCUCAGUUAGGUCUUGGUAUCGGGUAUUUUCUGAAGAAUAUGGUCUGGCCCAAAUACCGUUCUUCGCAGAGAUAUCUGACUCCCAAAUCGAUAUCGCCUGAGUGA